Messenger RNA from Closterium sp. NIES-65, 5586 nucleotides. The record is from the annotation of a GenBank genome assembly. Lineage: Eukaryota; Viridiplantae; Streptophyta; Zygnematophyceae; Desmidiales; Closteriaceae.
AUGGCUACCCCUAGUGUCCUAGCUUUUGACGCUGAGGGUCGCGCCAUUGAUUUUGAGGUCUGGUUAGACGACGUGCAGCUGUUCUUACAGUGCGACAGGGCUGACGACCUUUCUCUCUUUGACCUCACCUUUGGCGCCUCUCCUGCUCCUGCUGCUGAUGCUGAUCCCGCUGUCCGCUCUAAGUGGGCCACCCGCGAUGCUGCUGCACGUCUUGCUGUGCGUCGUCACCUCCCUACCUCUGAGCGUGCGCACUUUAGUCAGUACAAGAGUGCUCAGACCUUGUACGACGCUGUAGUUGCGCGCUACUCCUCCCCUGCCACUGCUGCACUGAGCCGUCUCAUGCUUCCAUACCUCUUUCCUGACCUCUCCGCCUUUCCCACUGUCGCUGACCUCAUUACGCACCUCCGCACUAGUGACACUCGCUACCGCGCCGCCCUUCCUGCUGAGUUCUGCGCUAAGAACCCCCCCCCCCCCAUGUACAUCGCUCUCUACUACGUAGUCGCGCGCCUCCCUGACUCCCUUCGCGUUGUCAGGGACCACUUUCUCGCAGUCUGUCCCACCACCCUCACCGUUGACCUCCUCGAGAAGGCCCUCCUCGCAGCGGAGAAGAGUAUCGUCGCUGUAGGUGCUUCUCGUGGUGACCCUCGCACCCCCAUCUUUGAGGGGUGCUCUCCUUCCCCCUUGCUGCCCUCUGUUGCCUCUGCUGCUGCUGCCGACCUGCUUGGUCUUGAGUCGGUCGGCGCGGCGUCUGCCCCUAGUGGGAGACGUCGCUCCAGCAAGGGCAAGGGGGGCAAGGGCGCGGGUGGAGCUGGAGGGGGCGGUGGCGGUGGCGGCGGUGGCGGCGGAGGGAGUGGGGGUGGCGGCGGGACUAGUGGUGGAGGUGGUGGUGGUGGUGGCAGCAGUGGCGGAGACGGUGGUGGUGGUACCAGCGGUGGUGGUGGAGGCAGCGGCGGUGGUGGAGGCGGCGGAGGUGGAGGCGGUGGAGGCAGCAGCGGAGAAGGCGGUGGUGGUGGAGGAGGUGGAGCUGGUCGAGGUGGUACCCAGCAGCGUAGCGGAGGUGGUGGUGGCCAGCGCUCGCACCGGCAGCAGCAGCAGCGCUCGCGGGACAUCCCUCCGCCUCAGCAGCUUCGUGAGUGGUACGCUGGGCGUCAGAGGGGUGGGGGUACUGGUCCCUGCACCUACGUUCUUCGUUCCGGCGACCGCGCGGCGAUCUUUGAUCUUGAUUUUGAUGCUAUCCUUGCUGCUAUGUAUGUUGUGGAUUAUAGUGAGGAGACUGAGGGUUACCGUUGUUUCCAGCCCGACCCGGGCAUUGGUACUGCUGCGCUAGGUGCUUGUGAGGCUGCUGCUCUAGGUGCCAGUGCGUCUGCGCUCUCAGGUACUGGUGAGACUGCGCUCUCAGGUACUGCGUCGUCCUCGUCCUCCCUCACUUUCACACUUGACUCCGGAGCUUCUCGCUCCUUCUUUCGAGACCGCACUACCCUUACGCCGCUCGGCCGGCCGAUUGCGGUCUCCCUUGCUGACCCCUCUGGGGGUCCUGUCCUGUCUCACUUCUCCACUGUCCUCCCGUGUCCGGCUGCCCCUUCGGGCACCCUGUCGGGUCUGUACCUUCCCUCGUUCUCUACGAAUUUGGUGAGUGGAGCGGACCUGCAGGAUGUGGGAGUUCACCAGUUCACUCCUGCGAGUCAGCGGGUGACCCACUGCACGGAGGCACGCACAGGCCGACACCUGGCCACGUUCUUGCGUCGGCCGGGGUCGAGUCUCUACACCCUGACCGUUGAGUCUCCUCCUGUCCCUGCGUCUGGUCAGGUGGCUGCGUCGAGUCAGGUGUUUGCUGCUGCGUCCCGGUCAGGUCCUGAGUCUGCCCCCUGUUCUUGUCGCCUCCUGUCUCACGAGACUCUCCUGUGGCACCACCGUCUUGGCCACCCCUCCUUGCCCCGUCUUCGGAGCAUGGCUUCCCGUGUCCUUGUCUCUGGUCUUCCCCAGUCUCUCCCUCCUCUCCCCUCCGGGCCAGGACCUUCCUGUGUCCCCUGUGUCGAGGGUCGCCUCCGGGCUACUCCUCACUCCUCCCACUUCCCCCCGACAGAGGCUCCCCUGCAGACGCUUCACAUGGAUGUGUGGGGCCCAGCCCCCGUCCGUGGGCAGGGUUACGAGCGCUACUUCCUGUUGGUGGUUGACGACUACUCGCGUUACACCACAGUCCUCCCCUUGCGCAGCAAGGGUGAGGUCACUGAGGUGCUGAUCGACUGGAUCCGCGAGGCUCGUCUCCAGCUCAGGAAGAGCUUCGGCUCGGACUUUCCUGUUCUGCGUCUGCACUCUCACAGAGGCGGAGAGUUCUCGUCUCGCCUUCUGCGGGACUACUGUCGUGCACGGGGGAUCCGCCAGACCUUCACGCUUCCGGACUCACCACAGCAAAAUGGGAUUGCUGAGCGCCGCAUUGGUCUGGUCAUGGAUGUCGCUCGUACGUCCAUGAUGCAUGCGGCUGCCCCCCAUUUUCUGUGGCCGUUUGCGGUGAGGUACGCGGCGCAUCAGCUCAACCUUCACCCCCGGGUCUCUCGGCCUGCGAUGUCCCCAGCCUUGCUGUGGACGGGGAAGGUUGGCGAUGCGUCUGUGUUCCGUGUCUGGGGAUCUCGGGCGUUUGGUGGCAGUUUUUACCACCCCUCCUCUCGUCGUGUUCUGUCCUCCCAGGACGUCACGUUCGACGAGUCAGUCCCCUUCUACCGUCUCUUCCCCUACCGCACUCCUUCCCUCCCCCCUCCCCCGGACUUCCUUGUGCCGGUUCCCCCCCCGGUAGACCCCCUACCCCCUCAGGUUCUUGCCCCCUCAGGUGUGUCCCAGGUAGACGCCGUUGACCUGUUCGAGGUUACUGGUGACUCUGGUGCUGCUGCGGGUGCUGAGCUUGGGGGUGCUAACUCUGGGGGUGCUGUGCGCGGGGGUGCUGAGCCUGGGGGUGCUACUGCUUGGGGUGCUGGGCCUGAGGGUGCUACUGCGGAGGGUGCGGAGCCUGGGGGUGCUGAGCCGGGGGGUGCUGUGCCUGGAGGUGCUGGGUCUGGGGGUGCUGGGUCGGGAGCUGCUGAGCCUGGGGGUGCUGCGUCUGGAGCUGCUGAGCCUGGGGUUUCUCCUGCUGCUGCGUCUCGCCGGGAGCCCCUCUCUCCACAGGAGCUGCGCGAGUGGUUCGCUCGCCGCUGGAGGCGUGCUGCUGAGUCUGGAGGUGCUGCUGGAGCUGGGGCUGGAGCUUCUUCGACCGUUGAGGGUGCGGGUGCUGCCGGUCCCGGAGCUGCUGGACCUGCGGGUCCUCCCGGUGCUGGAGCUGCUGAGGGCGCUGGUGCUGAGCCUACUGCUGUUGGUCCUGCCGCUGGAGGUGUGGGUGGCGCUGGUGCUGUCGCUGAGGGUGCUGGUGCUGUCCCUGCUGCCUCUGGAGCUGCCGCGCGGCCUCGGCCGUACUUCGUUCCGCUCCUGCAGCAGGUUCUUGGUCUUUCUCCUCCAGAAGAGGGUCCACCGCCUGUCCAGUCGCAGUCCCUGCUGGAGCCUUCCUCUCCACUGCCUGCUCCCUCUCCUUACACUGGUCCUACUGGAGGUCUUGCUGAGCGUCGUGAGCCUGCGUCUCGUCCCGCGUCGCCUGUUCGCACUGCUCGCGCUAGUGGUCGCAGUUCGCGUCAGCGUCCUCCUCCUGUCCCUGGCACGCAUCGGAUGUCUUUGCGUCCAUCCACUGCUCCUCUGCGUGCCCCUUUGCCUUCUCCUCCUGAGUCCUCUCUUCCUGCGCUUGCCGACCCUGAGUCGAACUCUCUUCGUGCUGCCAGUCCUACUGUCACGCGUCUGCUUGCUACUGUCGUCACUGACCCCUCUUUUGAGUCCACUGCUGCGUCUGCUCUAGUCGCUGAGCUCGUCGACUUUGCUGCUCGCUGUCGUCUCGACUACGCUGCUAGUCUUGUUGCUGAGUCUGCGUCUGUCUGUCCUCCGUCCGUCGGGGGUGAGUGUGCUCUUGGCACGGACGUCCUAGAGGACAGGCAGGAGGAGUUACAGUGUCUAGUGGCUGCUUCACCUCAUCUCGCGUCUGUACUGCUUGCCCCUGAGGGAGACCCGGAUGCACUAGACAUCCCGACUCCGCGUUCUUACGCGGAGGCCGUAGAGGGUCCCUACUCCUCUCAGUGGCAGGCAGCUAUGGAUGCAGAGAUGGCUUCCUGGAAGUCCACAGGCACCUACGUUGACGCGGUUCCCCCUCCUGGGGCGAACAUCGUCAAUGGCAUGUGGAUCUUCAGGGUGAAGCGGCCGCCGGGCUCUCCACCUGUCUUCAAGGCACGGUACGUUGCUCGUGGCUUCAGUCAGCGGCAGGGAGUUGACUACUUUCACACCUUCUCUCCCACCCCGAAGAUGACUACUCUUCGGGUGCUGCUGCACAUAGCCGCUCAGCGCGACUACGAGCUUCACUCUCUCGACUUCAGCACUGCGUUCUUACAGGGUAGCCUGCACGAAGAGAUCUGGCUUCGCCGUCCACCUGGCUUCACUGGGACUUUCCCUCCUGGCACCCAGUGGAGCCUCCGACGGCCAGUCUACGGUCUCCGCCAGGCACCGCGUGAGUGGCACGACACACUGAGGACUACGCUUGCGGCUCUUGGGUUUGCUCCUUCUACUGCUGACCCGUCGCUGUUUCUUCGCACCGACACUUCCCUGCCGCCGUUCUACAUCCUCGUGUACGUCGACGACUUGGUCUUUGCCACAGCAGACACUGCUGGACUCGCCUACGUGAAGUCCGAGCUGCUGAAGAGACACACGUGCACAGACCUGGGUGAACUGCGCAGCUACCUUGGCUUGCAGAUCACUCGGGACAGAGCACGCCGCACCAUUACCUUGACUCAGUCACACAUGGUGCAGCAGGUCCUUCAGCGCUUCGGCUUCACGUACUCCUCGCCUCAGGCCACUCCUCUGCCUACUCGCCACUCACUCUCAGCUCUGCCUUCGGAUGAGUCCGUAGAGUCGAGUGGUCCGUAUGCACAGCUUGUUGGCUGCCUCAUGUACCUGAUGACCUGCACACGACCUGACCUUGCAUACCCUCUGAGCAUUCUUGCUCGCUAUGUUGCUCCUGGGAGACACAGACCGGAGCACAUGGCUGCAGCGAAGAGGGUAUUGCGCUACCUGUGCAGCACGUCGGGCAUGGGGCUAGUGCUUGGAGGGCGGAGUCCAGUGGUCCUUACCGGCCACGCGGACGCUUCUUGGGCUGACGACCAGGCUACGCAGCGGUCGUCACAGGGUUACACCUUCAGCCUUGGUUCCGGCUCUGUCUCGUGGCGGUCUACUCGCUCGUCUUCGGUUCUCGGCUCCAGUUGUGAGGCUGAGAUCUACGCCGGGGCCAUGGCUGCACAGGAGCUUCGCUGGCUCACCUACCUGCUAACUGACCUUGGAGAGCCGCCUCGUUCUCCUCCAGUGUUGUACGUAGACAACAAGGCCAUGCUGGCCUUGUGUCGAGAGCAGCGCUUGGAGCACAGAACGAAGCACAUUGCUCUCCGCUACUUCCUUGCUCGUGAGCUGCAGCAGCGUGCGUCUAGGAUUGUGGCAAACACGAUCGUGCUGGGCGGUCCAGGAUCCGAGUAA